ACCUUCUUUAACACACUCUUCAUGACCUAAAUUUUGUUAACUGAGAGUAAAUUAAACGCUCUUAUCAUAUUUAAUCACAAUGGUAUCUUCCCAUAAUCAUAUUGUUAUGACGUAACAAUAAACAUAAUAUCAUUGGUCGGUCUCCUUUGCACGCGUUCAGUAACGAUCGGUCUGCGCUGGGGCACACUCAAGCGCAUGUUUUUAUUUUUAAAUAUAACACCUUGAACUCUAAAUAUCCGUAAACAUCUUAAAUGUUUUAGCUUAUAGCUAAUGUUGUGCAAGUGCAAAAAGUGCAGUGAAACAGGAUGUACGGAUUCAGUAAAGUGGGAACGAGGCAGGUGAUGAGAUGGAGGGAGUGCCGGUUGUUUGACAGAGUGAAAUAUCAUUCUGGAGCCGGCGUGUUCGGACAUCGACCUCGGACAGAAAGCCAGUGUGAAACUCCACAAGAGGUAUUUGUGAAGAGGUACGAGAACUGCCGCGCGCAACAACUAGUGGACGCCUAUCGCACCCACGGGCAUCUUAAAGCUACCGUCGAUAACGUCGAAUACAAGAGCGUUGACAGGAACGUGAAAGUACUACAGCCGUCCCGAUACGGGCUGUCGGCGCGGGACGCCGUGGACGCAGGCAUCGUGUACGGCGCCGACGGCACGCGCCCCGUGGCCGACCUCGUCGAGCAGCUCGAGCGGAUAUACUGUGGAUCGAUUUCUUAUGAAUUUACACAUUUAGAGACAGAAGCCGAGCGAGAAUGGUUUGCACAACGAGUGGAGAGCGGAGUAGACCAGAUAGACAAGACACGUCGUCUAGAAAUAGCCAAAGAGCUGCUGCAGUCACAGGCGUGGGAUAAGUUCUUAGCGGUGAAGUUCCCCUCCGUAAAGCGGUAUUGCGGGGAGGGCGCUGAAUCGCUUCUAACGUUCUUCUCGACGUUGUUUGAACUGACUACCUCAGAGGGAGUCCAGCAUGUGACAGUGAACAUGGCACAUCGCGGAAAACUGAACACGCUGACGGGGCUGCUGGGCUGCCCGCCAGUUAGGAUUUUCCACAAAUUCAGUGGGCAACCCGAGUUCCCCGAGGAGGCCGGCGCGGCCUGCGAUACGGUCAUGCAUUUCAGUUCUUCGUCAGAUAUAGUCCGGAAUGGUAAAACAGUUCGAUUUUCCCUGAUCAACUGCCCGUCUCAUUUGGAGGCCGCCAAUCCAGUGUCUAUGGGCAAGGCGCGAUCCAAACAAUUGCAGCUGAAAGAAGGAGAUUACUCGACCGACGGCUCCUCCAAGAUGGGCGACAAAGUAUUAAAUUUGCAAAUCCACGGUGACGCGGCCUUCACCGGGCAGGGCAUCAACCAAGAGGCCCUCAUGCUAUCCCGCGCCCCGCACUUCGACAUCGGCGGAUCCAUACACGUCAUCGUCAACAACCAAGUCGGAUUCACAUUGCCUGCUCAUCGAGGACGGUCCUGCCGUUACGUCACAGACUUGGCGAAGACUAUAGCGUCUCCCGUCAUACACGUCAACGCCGACCACCCAGAGUUAGUCCAGAAGGCAACGAACAUAGCGUUUGAAUAUCAGCGGCGGUUCCGCAAGGACGUAUUCUUGGACUACAACUGCUUCCGGCGCUGGGGCCACAACGAGGUCGACGACCCCACCUUUACCAAUCCUCUGCUCUACAAGGUCAUACACAACCGCAAAACAAUUCCUGAUCUCUAUGCAGAAAAAUUAGUAUCGGAAGGUGUUAUGAAAGAAAAGGAAAUCCAAAACAUUUCAGCUGAAUACACCAAAUAUUUACAAUCACAAUUAGAAGCUGCAAAUUCUUAUAAACCUGAGGCUUCGUACUACCAAGAGCAGUGGGUCGGCAUGGGCGGUGCGCCGCGCGCCGUCGAGACCUGGGACACGGGUGCGGACCUGAAUUUACUGCAAACCGUCGGACGCGCCUCUGUUCACACUCCUAGCGAGUUUAACAUCCACCCACAUCUAGCAAAGAUGCACGUGAACAGUCGCAUAUCAAAAUUAACAGAUGGGAAAGCGCUGGAUUGGGCAACAGCUGAAGCUUUGGCAUUUGGUUCGUUGCUCAUGGAGGGUGUAAACGUGCGGCUGAGCGGCGAAGACGUGGGCCGCGGCACCUUCUCCCACCGGCACGCCAUGCUGGUCGACCAGGCCACCGAACACAUCUACAUACCGCUCAACCACAUACAUCCCGAGCAGAAGGCUUUUCUAGAGGUAGCAAACUCCAUCCUGUCAGAAGAAGCGGUGCUCGCCUACGAAUACGGGAUGGCGUACGACUCGCCCGCGAACCUGUGCAUUUGGGAAGCGCAGUUUGGAGACUUCUACAACGGCGCGCAGAUCAUCGUUGAUACUUUCAUCGCUUCUGGAGAAUCUAAAUGGAUGAGAAGCAACGGACUAGUAAUGUUGCUACCACACGGCUACGACGGUGCAUGCUCAGAACACUCUUCAUGCAGGAUGGAGCGAUUCCUGCAACUAUCUGAUAGUAAGGAGACAUCCCCGGACUCCGAGACUGUGUGCCUCCACAUCGCCAAUCCUACUACUCCAGCGCAAUACUUCCAUCUUUUAAGAAGACAGAUAGUGCGCAACUACAGGAAGCCGCUGAUGGUGGUGGCGCCAAAAAUACUGCUGCGGUUGGCCGACGCGGUAUCGCCUCUGCAGGACUUCGCGCCUGGCACACAUUUCAAUCCUGUUAUUGGCGACCCAUUAGCCGACCCCCUAAAAGUGAAGCGGGUCAUCCUUGUGAGCGGGAAACAUUACUACGAGCUGCAUAAAGAGCGAGUGCGCGCUAGGAUCGAAGAUGUAGCCAUUGUGAGGCUGGAGGCACUCAGCCCCUUCCCGCUGCAGGCGCUGCAGACCGAGCUCGACAAAUAUGCCAAUGCAAGAAAAUUUAUAUGGAGUCAAGAAGAACAUAGAAAUAUGGGAGCGUGGACCUUCGUCAAACCUCGUUUUGAAAAUUUAUUAGGCAGAAAGUUGGUAUACACGGGUCGAGCGGAGGCUCCAACACCGGCAGUCGGCGCGAGCGUGCUGCAUCGAAGGGAAGUUGAACAUAUUCUCCGAGAACCACUUUACAACAUCAAAUGAUGCGGUCCUAUUCAAAAUCAAGAGUCCACGGGAAAAACGUUCAGACUCGUUUUUAUAUCCACUCACAUUGUUAUUCAUAAAGUGGUAUAUAAUGCAAAUAUUUAAUAUGUGGUAAAAUAUCUAAUUUGUGGUUAUUAGGUAAUUGUUUUACUAUCAUAUGUAACGAACAGGGUAUUAUAAAGAUGCAUUUAUUUUUUUAUACUUGUAUACACACUUAAAGCGCGCGGUUGUUUUAUGCGAUAAACGUAUUAACGUUAAACGCGAUGCGUUUGCCGCACACCCGUUUUAAAUCAGAUAUAGGUAGGUAUUAUUUUAGGUACGCGGUAAACACAGCAGUAAGCGCAUUGUCAUUUGCCCUACAUUCCGUGAUCGUAUGCGUUUAAGGGUCUCCCCAAACCAGUCGACGCGGAGUCGGCUUUCGCCGAGUGUUUUACACCACACUAUUCGCAUUUAGCCGAUCGACCGUCUCCGCGGUUGGACACCUGCGUUUAGCAGUCUCAUCCUUCUUGCGGCCGUAGAGACGCCCGAUCGCCUGCGACUUGCUAUCGCAACAGUUGUAAAGCGACGGUCGGCUCUCCCGUGCUCCGUCCUGCCGUCGAGACGUCAGACAGCACACGUACAGCCGUUGAGUCCGACGAACAGAUGUAGGACAGCGGGUGAUCGGCAAUCGUAAAUCUCAUUUUUGGAGACUGGUUGUUAGUAACAACCUGAGUUUGAAAUUGAACAGACCUGUAAGAUUAUUUUCCUUGGUAAUUAUUACAUAUUAUAUAAUAACCUGUGAUGAUGGAUAUUUUACGUAGACGGGCAUGGAAAAAAAGGCUUACCAGCAUUUUUAUCGUAGCCUACUUGUUGGAAGAGCUAGAACAGCAGCAAAAGCGGAGGCGACCGUGGGUUAAUUUUUUGUGGCAAUAUAGAUUAAGUGAAGGUGAAUUUAAUUUACGAUAUCCUCGUUUGAGACUCGAUCCAAAAAUGUUUUACGAUUAUUAUGGAAUGACCGCAACAAAAUUUGACUUCUUAUUGGAUUUGCUAAGACGAACGGCUUCCGCCAGCUCUGACCGGUCCUUAUCGUAGGUACUCGGCCGUGAUCGGAGCCGUUCAACUCUUUCCGGCACCGUACGGCGGUAUAAGGAGAUUUAUGAAUGCGAACGUGUGCGGUAGGCUGCAAACAGCUUCGUACGAACGCGAACAGCUUUACGGCAAAACGCCGUUUUCCCGUCGAAAGACGUCGUUUCGCGUGGGCCGAGCCGAUUUACGACUUAUUCGCUCUUAUUGCGUUGACAUAAAGCUUUUUCCGUACGCGAUUUGCCGAAACGGCGUCGACUAGUUUGGGGAGACCCUAACGCUGCGUCUAUCGUAUCGUAUAAAACCACCGCGCGCUUAAAGAUUGUUUUUAAGGUGCUUUGGGAUGAUUUCGAACGAUAUAACCUACAAAUAAAUCAAUAAUAUUAUCCCAGCAGUGGUAUUAUUGUUUGAAUGGUAGUAUGUAUGAUGUGAAAAAUAUUUAAAUUUUUUGCACUAACAGUCGUUGUGAGUGGACUAAAUAAAACUCUAGUCUAGACCAGUUUUUUUCUAUAAUAAAUUAUACCUUUUUUAUACUCCAAAGCACCCUUGCCAAAAUUAAGUUGUAAUUAUUUUUGUUGCCAUAGUAAAUUAAGUUU
This is a messenger RNA of Cydia pomonella (codling moth), 4729 nucleotides long. Its product is annotated as probable 2-oxoglutarate dehydrogenase E1 component DHKTD1 homolog, mitochondrial. The record is from RefSeq and is a predicted model, not a curated record. Bases 306 to 3071 code for a protein of 921 amino acids. Gene Ontology annotation, biological process: tricarboxylic acid cycle. The transcript is spliced from 20 exons. Lineage: Eukaryota; Metazoa; Arthropoda; Insecta; Lepidoptera; Tortricidae. Gene Ontology annotation, molecular function: oxoglutarate dehydrogenase (succinyl-transferring) activity; thiamine pyrophosphate binding.